This is a messenger RNA of Neoarius graeffei (lesser salmon catfish), 3048 nucleotides long. It is a transcript of the gene sytl1, whose product is annotated as synaptotagmin-like 1. Lineage: Eukaryota; Metazoa; Chordata; Actinopteri; Siluriformes; Ariidae. Gene Ontology annotation, cellular component: plasma membrane; exocytic vesicle. The coding region runs from base 394 to 2127 and encodes 577 amino acids. Gene Ontology annotation, biological process: intracellular protein transport; exocytosis. The transcript is spliced from 16 exons. Gene Ontology annotation, molecular function: small GTPase binding; neurexin family protein binding. The record is from RefSeq and is a predicted model, not a curated record.
GACGGCAUGGCCACACAGAAUAGUGCAAUGCAAAUUUACAUAUGCGCAUUUCUCUCUACUCGCUUGUGUUAGGGAGAAAACCGAAAAAGCAGAGAGCCAUAAAGCGGGUCCCCUGAGCUGAGCUGAGCUUUUCAUGAUUGUGUGAACUCUGUGGUCGUGUGGAGCAUAUGGUCUCAGAGGCAUCCGGGUCGCGUUUGGUGCUGGACUGGAGGGCGGGAUCGGACCCGUCCAGGGUGUUAAUACGACUAAUUCAGAACCCAGAGUCUAAUGGAGAAUUAAAGUAAACGCUACUUUAAACUAGACGCAGUGAUUUUCAACGCUGACUGAGAUCCUGAAUCAGCAGAGGCGCCUGGGGAACUACAGAGAGAGUGUUUGCUGUGAAGUGAGGCUGUUAUGGAGGAGGAAACUCUCUUGGAUUUGGGCCAUCUGACUGAAGCGGAACAAACCGCCAUUUUAAAUGUGUUGCUGAAGGAUAAUGAAUUACACAGCUCAGAUGAGAGCCGGAUCAGCAAACUCAAACAAGUGGAGUCAGACCCUGUGCGCCUUUACUUCCUCACAGGCGCAUGGUUCAGUGAGCUACGAGCCGAGCGCUAUCAGAAUCGAGGGACUGAUUUUGUCCAAACCUCAAUACGCCGCAAAAAGAGGGACAAAGCUGUGAUGUCAGUGUUUAAAGAACAGAAAGAACAAAAUUCAACCGAAAGGCAGGAAGAAACCACAAAAGUGAAUGCUGCAGACCUGGAAGAUGGAGAAAUAAUAGAAAAAGAAACAAAAAUAAAGGAGGAGGAAAAAGAAAGUCCCAGUGUCAGUGUGGCCCCUGAACCACGACCAAGGACCAAACUAAGCGCAAAGAGAGAAGAUGUUUCAGAAGUUGAGUCAAGGGAGAUUACUGAAGGAAGUGUUGCAGAUUCAGAGGCUUUAGAGGACAGAUCACUGCAGGACACAACCUCGUCACUACAGGCUGAUUCUGAUGGUGAUAUUGAUUCUGGCAGCACUGAACUGGACUACACUAGAUUUGGCUCAAUUAACAACUUUCACUCUAAUCAUACGAGGAAUAAAGAAAUGAAGAGGGUGUGCUUCAUCCAUCCAUCCAUCCAUCCAUCCAUCCAUCCAUCCACUAUCGAUACUGUUUAUCCAUCAGGAUCGCAGGGGAAACUGGAACCAAUCCCAGCUGACUUUCAGCGAGAGAUAAGUGGCAGUAUGAUGAGCCUAUACAGUGUUGGGGAUUUUGGAAGUGUUCCUGUGACUGGCCAAAUCCAGUUCUCUCUGCAGUACGACUCUAGGAAAGAGGAGCUUCAUGUACGAGUGGGUCGUUGUCAGGACCUGGCUCCAGCGCGUAACAACCGAUCUGAUCCGUAUGUGAAAUUGUACCUCCUUCCAGAUAACUCAUCUCACAGUAAAAGGAAAACUUCAGUAAAGAGGAAAACCCUAAAUCCUGUAUAUGAUGAAACACUCAAGUAUAAAGUACGUAAAUCAGACCUGCUGGCUCGCGUCCUCAGUGUUUCAGUGUGGCAUAUGGCACGUGUGCGGAGGAACCUGUUCUUGGGGGAGGUGGAGGUACAGCUAAGCCAGUAUGAUUGGAGUCAGAGUAAACUGACCUGGUACCCCCUUCAGCCCAGGGUACAAAUGAAUCCUGAAGCUGUGCUCAGAAGGGGAACCAUCAUACUAACACUUAAAUUCAUAACACCUGGCUCUGAAGGAGGAGGGUUCCCUCUCACUGGUGAGCUACAUAUUUGGCUGAAGGAGAUUGUUGGACUCCUUCCUCCAAAACGUGGCACUCCAAGCAUCUCUGUAAAAAGUGUGGUUUUGCCAGAUGAGAGUGGUGUUAGUGGUCAGCAGACACGGGUUGUCCAUGGCUCAGUCAGUCCUGUGUUCAACCAUACUAUGGUGUACGAUGGUCUGCAAUCUGUUGACCUCACACAGGCCUGUGCUGAAAUUACUGUGUGGAACUCUUCAAGCUAUCUUGGAGGCGUGCGUCUCAGCACAGGCUCAGGUGUAAGCUAUGGUCAGAUGGUUUGCUGGAUGGACUCCACUGAAGAAGAAAUCAGUGUGUGGAAUACAGUAAUCCAGAACCCCAACAGCUGGGUGGAAGUCGCUCUGCCAAUCAGAACCAAUCUCCAGCUGUGCUGAGAGUAACAUACCGUACCUGGCCUUGUCUAUCUAACAAAACAAUCCAAUGAUUUCCUCCUUUGUUCUUUCACAGAGAAUUUUUUUUUUCUUUCCCUCUAUAACUGGAAGUCAUGUAAAUUAUAUAAUAGAAUAUGUUGGUCUGUGCGUUUUUGGUUCUUAUAAGAAAGAUGUAUUUUGCGAAUUAUAAGCUUAAAAGCAAUAUGUAAAUUAUGAGGAGUUGGAGAUUUGAAGACCUUGCAGAACUUUGAUGCUGACCCCUCAGAAAAUCACAGUGGUUGGGAUUUGGCGUGAUCUACUACGUUAAACCUCCUCUCAUAACCUCCUAAUGUCUCUGGUCCUAUGGUGGCUUCAUAAUUUACUGGACCUUCUUUUGUGCUCAGGGAUAUGGUGUGAGGACAGAUGAUAAAUCCAUGUUGGCAUAUGAGGUGAAUUUUCAUGGGCUUUAAAAAAAAAAAAACACCUUGCAUGCUUUACUAUUUGUGGAAUGUUUGAGAAAAUGGCAGUAGACCUCACUGAAAAUUUCACAUGUUUAUAGCACGUGUCUAUUCAGUUAUAUUCUGUCACAAUUUGUUACAAGCUAUUUUGUUAAAUGUUUUUUGUAAAUAGUAUUUGAAAAUUGUUAUAUUGGGGAAAUUAUUUUAUAUAUCAAUACCAUCUGUCCACUCUUUGUUGGGAAGGUGUCACUUCGUGUUAUCAAGUUUGCCCUGUCUCAGGAUUCCUGAACAUACAUACAGCAGUGCAGAAGAUAAUUAGAGCGACAAACUCUAAUUAUUUUCAGCAGGAGUCAUGCAUAGAAAAGAAGCAAGCAGCCUAGUGAUACUGUUGUACAACAUGGGCAUAAUAUUGUCCUACUCCUAUUGCCAACUGCACUGGCAAGUUUAGCACUUCCAGAGUGGGAGAAUAAAAAUAAUUUGUUUAAAA